CCGUGGAGUCGUAUUGUACGUGGUUUUCGAAAAGGUGCGCAAAUGAAAACACACACAUAAACGACUGCACACAACGAGAAAGUGCCAUUAAACGAAAAAUUACAAUUAUUUUUUUAACGAACAAAUUAAGCGAAUAUAUUCAUUAGAGUAAAAAAAAAACAAAGAGCAUAUACAUUGACACUUACAAAAUGCGUUUCAAAAUCGUGCUAGCUUUCACGCUAGUCUAUACUUUUGUGGCUUUAGUCAUAGCGAACGAGAAUUACUCAUCGGAACUCGACAAUGAUGUACUAGUGAUUGACCCAAAUCUGAAAGCUUCUAAGGAUGCUGAAUUUGUAGAAGUAGUGCCGGAAAUUGUGCAAGAACAAGCGAAACCUACGCCCAAACCGGUUACUACGACUGUGUCGCCAACAACAAAGGCAACAACGCAAAAACCGAAAUCAGCGAUGGCGAUCGCUCCACGCGCGGGGAACUUUGUGACCCCAAGAAAUAUGACACGCACGUUUUUGCAAACUGCCGGCGCAUUAAAAGUUAGCGAAGACUUCUACCUCGGCGAGUUGGGUCUCGAUGUGUAUAGUGACGAUGGCUACGAUUGGUCUAAUAAUAAUAAUCGCGUUGCACCGCCAAAUGUGCCUUCACAUGCAGCUAACGGCUAUGUCAUCACUUCCCAGGUUUUACAAGAGAUCCGUUCAAAUUUGAUGUAUUGGUAUUUCGAUCAAGAUAUGUAUGGCGGACGUGGAGACUAUCAAUACGACAUACACGCUUCCAUGACACAGUUGCAUAAGAACUUAAAUUUCCGCUUGCCAUUCUUUGGAUUCAUUUACAAUUAUACACGGCUCUCACUCAACGGGUACUUGGAGUUCUCAGAUCCACCAGAAUAUCUUACAUAUCCGCUCGUCUUCCCCGUCAGGGAUUUUCCGAAGCGACGCGAUCCCGCAUUUAUUGGUAUAUGGUUCUCAAAAUGUCGUGUUGGGCGCAUAUAUCCAACGGAUGUUGAUCAACGCACACCUGGUGUCUAUUUUAGGCUUGAACGUGAUCUGACUACACGUACCGACCGUUUUGGUGUCGAGGUGCGUGAGCGUACCAUGUGGGAUAUACGCGAGGGGGUCGUUGGCGCUGAGACGUUCAUACCGAAGCAUGUUAUUAUCGCAACAUGGAAAAAUGUUUCAUUUGCUGGUGGUAUUGACAAUGCGCUUUUCAGGACAAAUACUUUCCAAAUGGUUUUGGCUACCGAUGAGGUGUACACAUAUGCCAUAUACAAUUAUGAUUUACUGACAUGGUCGUCAAAUACAGAGGCUGGUGGCGAUACAACGACUGGUGAGGGUGGCGUACCAGCUUUUGUGGGCUUCAAUGCGGGAAAUGGUACACGCUCAUAUGAAUACACGCCUUACAGUCAACAGAUGGUGAUACGCGAUUUGACGGGACGUGGAUGGGGUAACGGCUUCCCUGGACGCCAUCUAUUCCGCAUAGAUGAACAAAUUUUAAUUGGCUCUUGUAAUAAGGAUAUCGAUGCCUCGCAUUUGCCUUUGACAUUUGCCCCAGAGGCUGGUAAUAUGUUGGGUGGCACUGUGGUCAAUAUUACCGGCCCUUGCUUCGAUCCGAAGAUACGUGUGACUUGUCACUUCGAUACCGAGGAUGUGUUGGGCACUUAUGUGAGUAAGAAUCGUGUGAUUUGCGUGCAGCCAUUCUUGAAGGCUGAAGGUUGGGUGCGCUUUGAAAUUUCUAUUGGUAGUCAGCGUUUCAAAUGGCGUGGCAGAUAUUUUGUCGAAACUCCGGCUUUGGCUACGGAGAAAAUUUUCUUCGAAACCGAGGAUGUGCACAAGAGAGAUCCUGAUCAGAUACAAAUCAGCUGGGAUCCUUACAAUUUAACUUCAAAUGGAAAUGCUAAUAUAAUGAUUUCUCUGUGGGGAUAUCGCGAAAUUACUAUUUACCCACAAUUCGAAUAUAUUGAUUCAAUCGAGACUUCCUUGACUAACACCGGCUCUUAUGUGAUUUAUCCUAAAAAUUAUAUAAAUCGUAAUAACUACAACAACGACCUCCAAUUCGGUUUCCUGCAAAUCAAUCUAACCAACCCGGAGCAGUAUUCGGGUUUGAAGAUCAGUCCUACACUUUGGUCACGUCCCAUUCCACUUGGUUGGUAUUUUAAUAAACAAUGGGAACGUAAACACGGCUUGCGUUGGCCCGAGGCGCUUUGUGAAAAUUGGAUACGAAGCGACCGCUAUUUGAGAACAUUCACUGGCAGCUUGCCGGUCUGUCCUUGUACGCUUGAGCAGGCUGUUUACGACAAAGGACGUUACCGGCCGGAUAAGGAGUGCGACAAGGACUCGAAUCCAACAUGCUUGCGGCACAAGAAUGCUAUACAUUGCGUCGUCAGCGGUAAUCCAGUUGCGGAAGGCGCCGAACAACAAUGCUGUUACGAUCGUUAUGGAUUCCUCAUGUUGACACAGGAUCAAGUAUGGGGCUCACGUCCUCGUCGUAAUCACAAUCUUGGGAAGAUGCCUUGGAAUGAGGCUGGCAAAGUACCAACACUUUCUAAUUGGUUCCACGAUAUGCGUGCCUGGUAUUCGUGCUGUCAUUGGCAAAGAGAACAGUCAGUGAAUUGCGAGACCUUCCGUUUCGAACGCCGUCCCUCACAAGAUUGCGUAGGCUAUCAGGCGCCUGGUGUGGCUGGAGUCUUUGGCGAUCCACAUUUCAUCACCUUCGAUGGCACGGCGUAUACCUUUAAUGGUUUGGGCGAAUUUGUGUUAUCACGUAGUGUCGACGCUGGUCAGCGCUUUGAGGUGCAAGGCCGUUUCGAGCAAGUGCCCAAAAAUCAGUAUGGUGCUGUGAUGGCUACACAGCUAACUGCUUUGGCGAUGCGUGGUAAUACGACGACUACCAUUGAGGUGCGCGUACGUCCGAAAUUCGCGCGCUGGCGUUAUGCCUUGGAUGUGCUGGCCGAUGGUCGACGCAUUUACUUCGAUCGUGAGAGCAUGAGAUUCCAGCAUUUUGAUGGUGUCACGGUUUAUACACCCACAUAUUUGCUCAAUCAAUCGCAAGUGGUGGUGAUGUUCGACUCGGGAGUGGGCGUGGAAGUAGUUGAGAAUAAAGGCUAUAUGACAGGACGAGUCUAUUUGCCGUGGAAUUUCAUAAAUAAAACUGCUGGCCUAUUUGGUAACUGGUCUUUCAAUGCGUUAGAUGAUUUCGUCUUACCAGACGGCACAGUUGCAAGCUUGAAUUUGAACAAUUUUCAACAGAUUUACUACAAUUUUGGCUUGAAAUGGAUGUUGGCAGAUCGUAACAUACCGAAUGUGGGCACGGCGCUUUUCUCACGCGAAAAUGGUCUAACAGCUAGCUAUUAUAAUAAUGCUUCAUUCGUGCCGAACUUUGUGCAGGAGCCGCAGGACUUCUUGCCCUCGAAUCGUUCGUAUGAUGUGGAGCGGGCGGAGGAGCUAUGUGGGGAAAGUUAUCAGUGUCGCUAUGAUUAUGGUAUGACGUUGAAUGCGGAUAUGGCGUAUUUUACCAAGCUCUACUACGACACUUUAGUGAAUAUAAGGAAUUUGAAUUCGAAACGCAUAGUAUCAUGUGGCGUCUUGGAGACUCCUCGCUUUGGCCGGAAAUUGAGUUUCGAUUUCAUGCCAGGCGCCAAGAUUGCAUUCGAGUGCGAUGAGGGCUUUGUAAUUAUGGGAGAUCAGCGUCGAGAGUGCAUGGCCAAUGGUCUCUGGAAUGUCCCUGAGUAUGGCUACACAUAUUGUUUGCGUGAAGUCUUCUAUACGCGACGCAUCGCCUUCAUAGCCAUCGCCAUUAUUGUGUGUGUCAUAUUGCCACUGAUGGUUUGCAUAGUUUGUGGCAUUUAUCGCUUCCGUCAGAAACAGCUCAAAGAGGAUCCCUCUUGGCAGAUGACAAUACCACGUUCACGCGCCUCUUCACGUUCCAAUUUGCGUCAACUGAGUGGACCGGACGACGAUAGCGAUACGGAUGCAACAGGCACUCUCAAGAAAAGUAGGUCAUAUGAUAAAGUAUAUCGUACGAAUGAACCACUACCGGGCAAACCCCGUAUUGACUUUCCAGCUAAGAAAUGGGAUCUGGAUGACGAGGAUGUGACCUCAUCCGAAGGUAGUGAAAAUAAAGAUUCAAAAAUAGCUAGCGAUAUUGAAUACGUUAAUAAAACAGGUGACAAGCCACGUCAGAUGGGCAGACGUUCGUUACGCGGCAAUUCAGGCACUGAUCAUGAUGAACACGAAGAGGAUGGCACCGCCAUAGAUGAGCCAACGCAUGAACAAGAGCAAAAACAGGCGCUGGAUACGCUAGAUGCCUCUCACUCGGCUGCCUACAAUCAGCCACCAUCACCUGAGACGGAUGACGAGCGAAGUUUACCACAUAACAAUUCCACUCUGCAUCAGCAGUACAGUCCGACAUUUAGUGGCAUAGAUAGCCGCAAUAGCUCCAUGAAUUAUCAACCGAAUGCAGCGGUACAGAAUCGUUUUGGCGGUGUACCGGUGCUGCCCAACAAUACGCAAUUUUUCAAUCGUCCACCGUCGAAUAUACCGGCUGGGGCUACGGCAAUACCAAUACGCCAAGCACCGACUGCGGCGCCGCAAACGACUGCAGCGGCUCCAUUGACGCAGGAUAACGGCUUACCAUCGCCUCCAUAUGCUGCUUCGCCUACGCCCUCUGUGCAACGCUCCACAGAGGUUUAAAUCGUUGAAUGCACAUUUGUUACAUAUAUACAUAUACUCCUAUAUAUGUAUGUAUAAGCUCAUACAAAUAGAACAAAGCUCGUCAAAAUAUUUUCAGCACUUCUGUACAAAUCGAAAGCAAAUCCUGUUCAUUACCGUCAUAGAAAAAAUCGCCUACUAACCCAACAUCCUAUCCUAUCGUCGUCCACGCACAAAUAACCUAUUCCGAGCAUGUAAUCUUAUUAUACGUUCAUAUUUUUAGCUACUUACGUGUACAUCAAAUACAGUUUGUCUAACAAAUUACCAAGUUCAAAUCACAUUCAUUUAUUUAAUUAGUAAUUGUUUAGCACUCAUUUCAAAAGAAAAACCAAGCCGCAUAUGCAUUAAUUUCAUGGCCGGCGGCGUAGUUCUGGCUGUCAGCGGGUUCUAAAGCGAGUACCUGUACAAUUUUGUGCCAAAAAUAGUCCCCGAUAUGAUGAUUUUUAGGGGAUCGCAUAUAAUAAAUAAUCGGCAGUGAUUUAUUUAGUAUUGUCGGAACAGACGCCCUGUGGUCGGCAUAAAUUGAUAUUGCAGCCUGUUACAGAAAAAAACAAACCAACCGAGAAGAAAUUACAGGAGAUUCACUUUUAAUCUAUAAAGGAUUUACACAAGUGCUAAAACAAUGAAUUAAAUCCACUUCUGAGUUAAAAUCAUACAUUCAUUCAUAACAUACAUACUUAC
Molecule: messenger RNA, 5375 nt
Organism: Anastrepha ludens (Mexican fruit fly)
Lineage: Eukaryota; Metazoa; Arthropoda; Insecta; Diptera; Tephritidae
Gene: mesh
Product: protein mesh
Exons: 16
Coding region: 189-4676 (1495 amino acids)
Biological process (GO): cell-matrix adhesion
Source: RefSeq, a predicted model, not a curated record